UGGAAUCCUGAGGAGAGAAGACUCUGGUGAAGAGAGCAGUGAAGGUCUCUCCGUCAAGAAAUUGAAGAGAGAAGGUGGAAAAAAGGCUUUCUCCUGAAGGUUACCCAUUUUUCCUGCUGGUGACUGGAAAUCUUUUCCCCCAACACUUCCCAAUUGAAAGGACUUUCUGAAGAGAAACCUGAGCAGACUUUACCUCAACUCCUGUUGCCCAGGGUGUCAUUUCCAAAGCCAAGUGAAGGAGGCUGGGAAAAACUGCACUGGAGUUGUUCUGAAAUCCACGCUGUUGUUCCUUCUGGACUCCAGAGGUUACACCCAAGAUCACAAUAAUCUCUCUUGCUGACAGAAAAUUAACGGGUUCCCCUGGAUUCAUUCACUGCUCAGCUUCUCAGCAGUUUCCUUGGAAAGAUGAGGAACUGAGUCAAAGAGGGUUACGUGAUUUGCCCGGGAUCAUACAGCUAGCAGCAAACUAUCAUGGAAGAGAUUGAAUAUGUCUUUGAUGAAUUCGAGAAUUACACCUAUGCCUCUGAAUAUUUCCAACAGGAAUUGGAAUUGGAAGAGAGGUCUCGCCUGGGACCUGCGCAGUGGAUUUCUCUUGUAUUAUAUAGCCUAGCGUUUGUGCUUGGGGUGCCAGGAAACGCCAUUGUCAUCUGGUUCACCGGGUUUAAAUGGGAAAAGACAGUUGCCACUCUCUGGUUCCUCAAUCUGGCCGUUGCAGAUUUCGUCUUUCUUCUCUUCCUGCCUCUUUAUAUCUCCUACGUGGCCAUGAAUUUCCACUGGCCCUUUGGCACCUGGUUGUGUAAAGCCAACUCCUUCAUCGCUUUGCUGAACAUGUUUGCCAGCGUGUUCUUCCUAACGGUGAUCAGCCUGGACCGUUACGUUCAUCUGAUCCACCCCGUCUUCUCUCAGCGCCACCGGACCCUGAAGAACGCCCUCUGUGCCAUUGGCAUCAUCUGGCUGGUGGCCGGUCUGAUCGCCGGCCCUGCCCUGUACUUCCGAGAAACCCUGGAGCACAACAACCACACCAUCUGCUACAACAAUUUCCACCAGAGUGACGACAGCAUUGUUUUAAUGAGGCAUCACGCUCUGACCUGGAUAAAAUUUGUGUUGGGUUACCUGCUUCCCCUGCUCACCAUGAUCAUCUGUUACUCGCUUCUUGCCCUCCAGGUGAAGAGACGAGCCGCCCUGACCUCCAGCAGGCACUUCUGGACCAUCCUGGCCGUGGUGCUGGCCUUCAUCAUUUGUUGGACCCCCUUCCACCUCUUUAGCAUUUGGGAGCUGUCCAUUCACCACAGCAGCGCCUACCACCACGUGCUUCAGGCCGGACUCCCCAUCUCUACCGGGCUGGCCUUCUUCAACAGCUGCCUGAACCCUCUUCUUUAUGUCUUGAUUAGUAAGAAGUUCCAGGCUCGCUUCCAGGCCUCUGUUGCUGAACUUUUAAAGCAUACCUUGCGGGAGGUCAGCUGGUCAGGGACAGUGAGUGAACAGUAUAAACACUCAGAGACCAAGAACUUGUGCCUCCUAGAAAUAAUGCAGUGAGAAGAUGACCAAAAUUGAAGAUAAAAUAACAAACCUAAAUAAAAAAAAAAAAACUGAGCAUAGCACGACACACCAGAGGGCCAUUUUUCUUUCCUUUGUUUUAAAAAAUCUCUUACUUCUGUCUUAAAAUUGGUAGUAAGUAUUGGUUCCAAGGCAGAAGUCAGUUCCAAGGCAGAUACAAGUCAGAUUAAACAACUAGGAAAUGUCUGAGGUCAAGUUAGAACUCAGCACCUCCUAUCUCCAGACCAGACUUUCCAUCCACUGAGCCACCUUGACUAAGGCAGCUCUAAUUCAGGGCUGUCACUGAUAGGGGAAGAAAUUUAUUUAAUUUGAUUCUUAUACUUUAUACUAUCCUGACAGACUCUGAUGCUGAAGUCCUUUAUUAUUUUCUUCAAAUAACUUAAAAAUUCCUGGAGCUUAUUACUAAAGAUAAGAUGGAUUCUUUCAAAGAAUACUAAAGUAUAUGCUGCUUUUAACAUUCAUUUUCCUCUUUGCAGAUAGCUUAUAGCUGUAUUCACAAUGUCACAAAUAGGUAUAUACUUCAUUUUAUAUAAUCCAAGAAUACAUAUUUCUGCAUUUUGCUAGAAAACAUAUGCCAUAUUCAUUUCAAGUAUAUUACUACAAAUAUAAAUAGAUCCUCAAAAACUGGUAUUAUGUGCAUGUGUGUGCAUAUGUGUUAAAAUAUCACAAAAUAAUCCAGAGGAAGAACUGUAGGAGUAGAAACACAGAAGUAAAACAACUGCUUGAUCACAUGGGUUGAAGGGGAUUUUAUUAGGGAUGUAGACUCUAAACGAUCAUCCCAGUACAAAUAUCAAUAAUCUGGGAAUAGGCCUUGAUCAAUGACACAUGUAAAACCCAGUGAAAUUUCAUGUUGGCUAUGGGAGUUGGGUGGGAGGAGGGGAGAGAAAGAACAUGAAUCACAUAACCAUGGAGAAAUAUUCUAAAUUAAUUAAAUUUAAAUUUUUUAAGACUAAAAAAAUCACAAAAUAAAUGAAGGAAUAAAUAAAUAAAAUUAAAAAGAAAAAAGGAUAUCACAAACCCAUGAGAAUGACAUCUAAGCAGGCAAUCAAAUUGGCCAAAAGAUAGUGGGAAAAGUAUAGAAUUUUGAGCUGAAAGACCUGAGACUGAAUAUUGACUUUGAUCUUUACCAAUUUCACAGCCUUGGAUAAGUUAUUUAACCAUUCUGAGCCUCAGUUUCUUAUCUGCAAAACAAGCAAGUUUUCAUACAAGAUGAACUGUAAGAUUCCUUCUAACUGAAUCCUAUGAACGUUUAAAUUCAUAAAAUGAAGGCUUUGGCAAUACAUUAACUUCAUUCCACUAUUCCUCCAUAUUGUGAUUUUUUUUAAAAGUCUAAGUACUAAUACAUGAGAUUUAUCUCAAAUAAAUAAAACCAAUUCAGUUCAACAAAGUAUGUGCCCACUCAUACAGGCCAUCUUGCUAGGUACUGGGUAGAUAAAGACAAAAACAAACCAACAAAAAUAAUAAAAAUUUCUGCUUUCAGGGAGCUUACAUUCCACUGGAAUGAUACUUGUUCACAAGUAAAUACAGGCAUACCCCAAGCCUCAAAGCACUUUUACGUAGGGCUCUCCAAUUUGGUGAAAACUGAUUAUUCAAUGUUCCCACCUGUCCAGUGAUGGAGUUGAUAUGAGCUAGAAAGAACUGAAAUCCUGGUCUUCUGGCUUCUAACUUCCUGAGAGAAGUCGUGCCAUUCCAGAUUCUCUUAAGAUCAUUGAAGAAAGAAAGACCUGGGAAGACCUUCAGAGAAGCCAGCAUUUCCAUCAUGUCCCUAUUUAUUCCAGGUUUAGGACAUGAGAGACUUUGGGAAGAUUCCCCUUGGAUGAGCUUUAAGAUGCUCUCUUGGUUGAGGUAAAUUAUUUCACUCCUGAAAGGGAGAACUCAUUCUCUCUGGGUAUGGUCUGGUAUGUAAUCUUGUUGUCUGGUAUAGAAUCUCAUAUGUAUACUUUCUCUGACUUCUGAUGACUAUAUUUUGAAUAAAUGAGUUUAUCUGCUA
Molecule: messenger RNA, 3547 nt
Organism: Monodelphis domestica (gray short-tailed opossum)
Lineage: Eukaryota; Metazoa; Chordata; Mammalia; Didelphimorphia; Didelphidae
Source: RefSeq, a predicted model, not a curated record